Epinephelus moara (kelp grouper) is the source of this 2534-nucleotide messenger RNA. RefSeq names its product transmembrane protein 263 (gene tmem263). The transcript is spliced from 3 exons. The coding region runs from base 173 to 547 and encodes 124 amino acids. Lineage: Eukaryota; Metazoa; Chordata; Actinopteri; Perciformes; Serranidae. The record is from RefSeq and is a predicted model, not a curated record.
GACUGAGGUCCUCCUCCAAAAUAUAGCCAGAGACAGACAACACAAGUCAGCUCCACCAGCAGCAGCUCCAUGAUUACAGGCCGUGGGAGCUCUUUAACUCAGGUAGUUUGAGGUCCUUCACGUUACUGCACAGCACAUUGGAUCAGUUUGAUAACGACACAAAGCAAGAGCGAUGAGUCAGGCGGAGCAGGUGCCUGAGGACAUGCCUGCAUACCUCAACGAUGAGCCAGUAGCUACAGAUGACAACAACAAGGACCAUCCUCAGGCGCAGCCGGGCAUCUUCGGGAGGGUAGCGGGGGGCCUGUAUGGCGCCACCAAGGGAGCCUUAGGAGCGACGGUGGGCGGUGUGACCUGGAUAGGAGGAAAGAGUCUCGACCUCACCAAGACCACCGUCAGCUCUGUAGCCGCUCUGCCUGGGUAUGGAGUGGGCCUGGUUAAGGGAGGAGUGUCUGCUGUUGCUGGAGGAGUGUCUGCUGUCGGCUCUGCAGUGGUCAGCAAAGUUCCCAUAGGAGGAGGGGGAGGCAAAAAGAAGGACAAGUCCGACUGAUGGCGGGAGGAGAGUGAACGCACACAGCUGAGGUUUUAUGGCUCGCACUGUGUUGUGCCUGUUAGCAUUCAUGAGCCGGCAAAGAGCAACAGAGGACUCAAAAGUUUAGCAUACACACUUUGGUGAGGGGUGUUUGUGUUUUUUUUUUUUCUUUUAGUUUUUGUUUUUGAAAGUGAUUGUUGGUAAACCCACAUUCAUACUCUUAAUGUGGCUCGGACCCACAAAGCAAGAACUAACAAAGACUCUCCUGCUCUGUUGUUAAAGGAAUUACACCAUUAUCACCAGUGCCUGAACAUGUUCAAAUAAAAUGUCAAUGUUUCAUUUUUGAUAAGAAGCGACGACACUGUUUUCCCUGCAAACUGUUGCACCUGUCACAUCAGUUAACUUGAAAAGCUCAGAGUGUAAAUGCACUUAAAUUUCAAAUUGCAAGACAAUCACUGAUCGAUGAUGAUCUCCGACUGAUGAGGAGGUGUUUCACUGUCAACUGACAAACACAUGGAUCAGAAAAUGCGUCCAGUGUGACUUAAUCACCUCUCUGCUCAGUUCCGCUUGCACAAAUGAGCCACUACAUCUGAUCAAAGAUGUGAUCUGACAAGUAAAGUCCAGUUUAAUAUCAAAACCACCUGCUGGCUGGUGAUGGGCAGACCGACUCUUGUCACAGGAUCGGUUCUUUUGAGUUGAUGCGUGUAAAUGUGUCAAACCUUUUGAACUUUGACACUUUUUCGAAAAUGUGUCAGCUUCUCCAUGACACUUAAUCAUAGGACAUGCACGUUUGACAGCUAGUGCUGCCCGCCCCACAAAAAUCUUCAACGCAUUACCAGCCAUUGAGUUUAAAUUUAUCAAGAUAAAAUGCAUUAAUCAUCCACCUGUAUGUAGGUAGGCUAUGAAGUCGUUCUCUGAUCAUGUUUUAUGGCUCAUCUGGUCCGUUUACCUUUCUCAUUGCUAUCAAGGUGUUGGUGAGCAAUAAAAAACAACACAUCUUCUUUGUAACAUCUAUUUUGUUUCCACAAUACACCUUAAAUGCAUGAAUACACCAAAGUCAGAAGAAUGAGCAUUUGAGGGGCACAUGAAUGCGCAGUCUUGACUCGAGUCUGAUUCAAUCGCAUCUUGUUCACUCACUGUAGCAGGCUGUGUGAUCAGAACCCUACAAUAACAGUGUGUGUUAAAAAUCAGGGAUUCAUGAGCACUCAAAUGUUUGACAGGCUGACCCAGUACGUACCGGACACUAAAAAGAGUCAUUUGAUUCAAUUAGUUUGUUCGGUCUCACCCAUCACUGCUGCUGGUUGUGAAGAGUUCACUGGUGAACUGGUUUUCCUCUGCAGUCACGUCGCCCUCUGGUGGUUACAUCCUCACCUCAGUAGGAGGUGACUUGUACUAUUGAUACAGAAUCUGAUUCACAAUGAAAAAUUCAGAGUAUUUUGAUUGCAAUGAACUUCAUUUUCAUUCACAGUGUUAACUGAUUCACUAUGACUAAACUAGUUGAGUACAUGUUCAGUGAAUGACAUUUUGUACAUGACAGUUAUUUUGGAUAACUAUAUAUUUUGAUUUUUACUGUGACAUGUUCGUCAGUGUCACACCCAAAUCAAAGUAUGUUAGCACCUCUCCUUCGGACACAGAAGCUUCAUAAGGGCAUAAAUCUCUCAAAGCAUCAGUUCUCAACCCUAACGCUCCUCCAUAUUGCUCAGUGUCACUGUGUUUACUGUUGUAGGAAUCUGAUGGCUGGAUUUCCUGACAUUACUUUCUGAAUUUCAAGUGUCAAGUACAUUUUUAAGCUGACAAACCUGUACAUUUAGAUAAGAAAGGCCUUUUUUGUAAAUCUACCUUUUGCUGUAAAAUGCCAUUUAAGUCUUGUUUGAUGCAGAACUGAGCUUUCAGAGCUUUUAUCAGUGUUGCAGAAUGUUUGGAAGUUUGCUGAACGAUGAGAAUUUAUUGAAACAUGGCAAUAUUAUAUUCAGAAGUUGUUUGAAUAAAAAAAUAUGCUGAAGGC